This is a messenger RNA of Adineta ricciae, 1458 nucleotides long. Lineage: Eukaryota; Metazoa; Rotifera; Eurotatoria; Adinetida; Adinetidae. The record is from the annotation of a GenBank genome assembly.
AUGUUUGGCAACAGACCAGAAAGUUUGGGGAAAACAGAACAUUCCGUGUCAUCCGGUAGAUCACUUUUCUCCACUCAAAACCCAUUGAAACCAAUCAUGUCGAAAAAGAAAGAUCAAGAAAAAUUCAAUGCCUAUGCAAUCAAUACUAACGAUGCAUGGGAAAUCGACGAUAGAGCAAUGACACUUAGAAUACUUGAUAAGAACGACACGAAUAACACAGAUGAUAACGAUGAUAGUGGUUUAACCAGUCCAAAACAGAAAGCCGAAGACAUCCUAUUGACAAAUGCUCAACAACAAAAAUCUACAAAUGCUCGCCGUUCAAAUGUAUCAACGAAUUCAAGCUCAACAACUCAUUCAGGCCUUGGACGACGACUAGGUGAUCCAUCAAAUGCCAAAAUAUCCGUGCCAUAUCGUUUCACAAACAAUAGCAACUCUUCGAUUACAAAAAAUGCUAAAUCGAAUAUAUUGGAUGUCGAUCAACAAAAGGAGAAUAAAUUCAAACAAAUAUUCGAUCAAUCAACCGUCGAUCUAAAUGAUUUACGAAAAGCCAGUUGGAACGGAAUUCCUAAACCAUAUCGUCCACAAGCAUGGAAACUACUCUGCGGAUAUUUACCACCUAAAACUGAACGUCGAGAAGACACAUUAUCGCGCAAACGCGAUGAGUAUUGGUCCUAUGUCGAUCAGUAUUAUCAUACCAGAACGGAUAGCGAGCAUCAAGAUACAUUUCGACAGAUUCAUAUCGACAUUCCACGCAUGACUCCGCUCAUGCCAAUAUUUCAACAGAUCCUAGUGCAGCAACUGUUCGAACGUAUUUUAUUUAUUUGGGCUAUUCGCCAUCCUGCGAGCGGUUAUGUACAAGGAAUUAAUGAUCUUGUCACGCCGUUUUUUGUCGUAUUUCUCUCCGAGUUUGUCGAGAAUGAUGCUGAUAUUGAAAACUUUCCUGUUGAUUCAUUAUCAGAAUCAGACCGACGUCUUAUCGAAGCGGAUAGCUAUUGGGCGACAUCCUAUCUGCUCGAAGGUAUCCAAGACAAUUAUACAUUUGCUCAACCCGGUAUUCAAUAUAAAAUUCGGGCAUUAGAAGAAUUGAUCAAACGCAUCGAUGAACCACUCUAUCGUCAUCUCAAGAAUCAAAAUAUCGAAUUUUUGCAAUUCAGUUUUCGUUGGAUGAAUAAUCUUCUCAUGAGAGAGCUACCUAUCCGAUGUACUAUUCGUCUUUGGGAUACAUAUCUAGCUGAACAAGAUGGCUUCUCUCAAUUUCACUUGUACAUAUGUGCAGCGUUUUUAAUUCGCUUUUCCAAGAGCCUUCUACGUGAGCGAGAUUUUCAAGGUUUACUACUUUUUCUUCAAAACUUACCGACACAUUCAUGGACAAGCAAUGAUAUAAGUAUACUAACAGCGGAAGCAUAUCAAUUGAAAGUGAUGUUUGCCGAUGCGCCAAGACAUUUAUCAAAUUCAUGA